AGUUUAUAUUCUACUAUCACUUCUACUUACUGCUUACUACAAAUGUUUUUAACCCCCCUUAUAUAAAUCUCCCAUGUGCCUUUGAAUCCAAAGUGUUAGCAAAUUAUAUUGCAAACAAUAUUCCUCUUCAGUCUUCACUUCCAGUCCAUAAUUAAUUUCACCAGCUCAAACACAAAAAAUCAUUAUUAAAAAUGGGGUAUGAUGAUCAAGACUUCUACUCGUCAUCAUCUUCAGAUAAGAAAUGGAAAAAAUUCAAGAAGGAAUCCUCAUCAAGAUCAUCAUCGUCAUCAAUGCCGAUAGACUCCUCACUAAUGCGAAGCUAUUCAGCUAAAAACACCGCACCAAAGUCACCUCCAUUCCUUAGAAGUUACUCCCAAAAACCAUCCUCCAAUAAUCAUCAUAAUAAUAAUAAUAAUAAUAAUAAGCUAUCUAGAAGUUCCUCAAUGAAGAGCUCAUGCCCGUCUUCACCGUCGUCAUCCAAGAACAAAUCCAACCUUAUGAGAAGCUUCUCCAAGAAAAGCUCCGCGUUUGGUAAGAAAUGUACGCAUUUAGCUAAGGAGCAAAAAGCCCGAUUCUACAUCAUGAAGAGGUGUGUUUCCAUGCUUGUUAGCUGGCCUAAAAAGGGUGAUUCUUAACCUAAUUAUUCCCCACAUCAUCAUUAUUAUCAUUCACAAUUUACUCCAAUUUAACAUCAUCUUAUUCAUCAUGAUGAUCAUGGUGAUGGUGAUGAUGAUGUUGGUGAUUUCAGAUUAAGGGUUUUAAUUAAGUUUUCAUUACAUUAGCUCUUAAUUAGUUCAAUUGUGGUAACCCCACAACGUACUAUUAGUGUAAUACAUUUUGCAAAUAUAUAUUUAUAUAUAUCACAUUAAUAUAAAUAGAACUAGAUUUUUUUAUUGACCA
Molecule: messenger RNA, 900 nt
Organism: Spinacia oleracea (spinach)
Lineage: Eukaryota; Viridiplantae; Streptophyta; Magnoliopsida; Caryophyllales; Amaranthaceae
Product: small polypeptide DEVIL 13
Exons: 1
Coding region: 192-635 (147 amino acids)
Biological process (GO): negative regulation of cell population proliferation
Source: RefSeq, a predicted model, not a curated record